CGCUUUGCUGGAGCUGAAGGCAUUUCGGGAAUUCCCUCGCUGGUUGCCAGAGGAAACCUGAGACGAAGCGCCGCGGCCACUAGGUUGACUGCAAAGGCUCCUGAAUGAGACGCCAGGCGAGGACCACCCCGGCCGGCUCCAGCCGAUGACUUCCCCCAAGCUCAGCCAGCCUCCAGGCUCUGCUGCGCCCUCGGUGCAGCCUGCAAGCGGGACAACUGAAAGGAAGGCGGCCAGUUAGCGGGUAGGGGCCUCCCAAGCGCCCUUUUGCCCAACCGGUCCUGGGCGGCGCUCCCAGGGCAAGGCGAAGAGGCUCCGGCCGGCCAGCCUGCACGUUGCCCCGGGCGCUUGGGCUCUCCCCAGCCACGCGCGGAUGGAUUCCUUCGGCGGGCUCCGGCGGCUUCUCCUGCUGCUGGCUUGCGUUCCUCUGCAGAGCGGGCAAGAAACUUCAGUGGAGAGCUGCUGUGCAAGUGGAUACGAAUGGGCAAGUCAGAAAAGAGACUGCAGCUCUCUGCCCUUGAAUCUCAGCUCCAGAGAAUGCAGCAUCGCACAGGAGCAGUGCUGUCUCAGUCAUGUGGAGGAGCGGCAUUGUACCUCUGGAAUCGCUCUUGCCAGCAAGCCAGAAGGCUGCGAGUCACACGAAGGUAAUUCUACCUAUGAAGACAAAAUCGUGAAGAAAUGCUGUUACUGCUGCUUUAUGGGGAAGGUGGCCCGAAAGCAAGGGAACAGCUGUGAGCAGAGUCUGCAGAUGGGAUACCAGUGUGGACUGGUCUUCAGAGCUUGCUGUGUUGAGGGGCAAGAAGGCACUGACCCAUUGAGUGUUGACAGUCCCAACAAAGGUAAGGUCUUAUUGCCAGUAGAGGUUGACCACGAGGAUCCCUACCGUCAUGACCGUUGCAGAGGUGGUGGCCCCUGCACCCAGCAGUGCAGGGAUACAGGGUCCAGCGUUCUCUGCUCCUGCUUUAUGGGCUACCAGCUCCAGCCGGAUGGGUUCACUUGCGAAGAUAUCAAUGAGUGUAUCACUGGAGACCACAAUUGUGGCAUUGGACAAAGGUGUAUCAAUACGCAAGGAUCUUUUCGUUGUCAGCGUGAGACCAGUUGUGGAACUGGUUAUGAGCUAACGGAAGAAAACCUUUGCAAAGAUAUUGACGAGUGUGAGACUGGUACUCAUAACUGCCUCCCCGAUUUUAUCUGUCAGAAUACUCCAGGAUCCUUCCGUUGCCGACCCAAGCAACAAUGCAAGAACGGCUUUAUACAAGAUGCAUUAGGCAACUGUAUUGAUGUUAACGAAUGCUUGAGUGAGAAUGUACCUUGUCCACCGGGCCAGACAUGCAUCAACACAGAUGGCUCUUUUGCUUGCCAGAGGACUGUGCCAAAUUGUGGCCGGGGCUAUCACCUGAAUGAAGAGGGUACAAGAUGUGUCGAUGUGGACGAGUGUUCGGCACCUAAUCAGCCAUGUGGAGAAGGUCACGUUUGUAUCAAUUCCCCCGGCAGCUAUCGCUGUGAAUGCCGACUGGGCUACUACUUUGAUGGAAUCAGUAGAUCUUGCACUGAUGUGAACGAAUGCCGACGUUACCCUGGUCGCCUGUGCGCUCACAAAUGCGAAAACACUCCUGGAUCUUAUUACUGCAGCUGUACCAUGGGUUUCAGACUUUCAUCUGAUGGGAGAUCAUGCGAAGAUCUGAAUGAAUGUGAAAGUAAUCCCUGCAGCCAGGAGUGUGCUAACGUGUAUGGUUCCUAUCAGUGCUACUGUCGUCGGGGCUAUCAGCUUAGCGAUGUGGACGGGAUCACCUGUGAAGAUAUUGAUGAAUGUGCCUUACCGACUGGAGGACAUAUCUGUGCCUAUCGGUGCAAUAAUGUUCCAGGGAGUUUUCAGUGCACUUGCCCCUCCUCUGGUUAUAAGCUGGCACCAAAUGCACGGAAUUGCCAAGAUAUUGAUGAGUGUGUUUCUGAAACGCAUACCUGUUCAUACAACGAGACCUGCUUUAACAUUCAGGGAGGUUUCCGUUGUCUUUCUUUGGAAUGUCCAGAGAAUUAUCGCAAAUCCGGUGAUACAGUCAGACAUGAGAAGACAGACACUAUUCGUUGCAUUAAGUCAUGCCGACUGAAUGAUGUCAACUGUGUGUUGGAUCCAGUUCAUACCAUUUCCCACACUGUCAUUUCGCUGCCCACCUUCAGGGAAUUUACAAGGCCAGAAGAGAUUAUAUUCCUUCGUGCCAUCACCCCGGCCUACCCCGCCAACCAGGCAGACAUCAUCUUUGACAUCACAGAAGGAAAUCUACGGGAUUCAUUUGAUAUUGUGAAGCGUUACAUGGAUGGCAUGACUGUGGGUGUGGUUCGCCAGGUGAAGCCUAUCGUUGGUCCCUUCUAUGCCACCCUGAAGCUAGAAAUGAACUAUGUUGUGGGAGGGGUCGUUUCUCACCGCAACAUUGUCAACGUGCACAUCUUUGUUUCAGAAUACUGGUUCUGAGCACUCUUGCAACCUUGAGGCAAGCCGAAGUGCCACGGGAAGAGUUAAUACCACUGCCAACUCUAAAAACUUAUAUACCUUUUGUAUGUUUUGUGGGGGUCUUCUAAGACCAAAUACCUUUCUUUUUGAAGAUCAUAUCUGGUUCAUUGUUUAAAUAAAAGCCAAGUACCAAAGUAUCUAAAAUAGGAUGGCGCAGUCUUACCUAGUUGGAUUGUUUGGAUGGUAUAAAUAAAUCAAGUGUCUGGAAGACCUACUCCUAAAGGUCUUCCAGUAGCCCUUGAGACAAGAGGCUGCAUGCAAAAUUUUGCCAGCUCAGAGUCUUCCCUAUCUUCAUCCGUAAAGUUUCUUAGAGCGCCUUGCUUGUCUAUGUGGUUAACUUUUCUGCUAUAAAAACCAGAAAGUCACUUAACCGUCCUAUCAAUUUGGGACCAUAAGGCAUAUGUUAAACUUUCACUCCUAAACUACUUUGUAAUCUCUGUAUUCUCCUAUGAUAAAAGGACGGGUUGUUUUGUGAAGUUUCAAGUGCCCUUCCAUAAACCCAAUUAAAGUGACUGUGGAAUGUGGAACUACUUACAUCCAACUCCGGAGUCUAAAUGAAGUCAUUUGGUGCUUUUUAUAAGGAGGUGUUACUAAUUCUGUGGCCUGUUUCCAAUGAGCUCUGUGGCUCAUUCUGCAUCUCCAGGGAGACUUUGGACUUUCCAAAACAUCAGUCCCUCUUGUGACAUGGCAAACCUCUUUUGAAACUGAGGGGACUGUCAAAAGCAGUUUGAGAAUAUGCUGUUCACAAGGGGGAGGGGCAAGUGUAAAAUACUCUACUGGACAGUCCAGAGCUUUUGCACCAUUCUUAUUCAUAUCUCCAGGCAGUGUGCAGUUGAACUCUUUCAACUCUGAAGUUGGAAAGGUCAGGAAUAACACACACACACCCCAGGAAACAACAUUCAAAAUCAUUGCAAUCUCCAAAUGCCAUCCCUGUAUGGCUGCAAACCAUAAACACAAUCACAAUCUUGGAUUUUUGGAGUGAAUUUGGAUUGAGCAAAAUGCUCUUGAAUACUUGCAAGGGUUGAGCUCCUAACUGGAUUGCCUCGGUGGUUUUUGUUGAAAUUCAUCUUGCACAGCAGCCUGUGGGCCAGUCCUGCUGUGGGAAAUAAGUAACAAAUAACAAAACUGGCUAUAUCUGAUCAAUUGCCAGUGAUGAGGCAAGUAUCCCCCAGGGUCAUGAAAGAGAUCUAGUUUUCCAGAAUGCAAUGGCUUGCAGUUUGUCCUGUAUGUGCAGUCAGGUGCAUCCUUUAUUUUAUUAUAUUUAUUUUUAUUUACUUCAUUUAUCCCUUGCCAUUCUCCCCAGUGGGGACCCUAAGUGGCUUUCAGUGUUAUCCUUUCCUUCAUUUUAUUCUUACAACUGCCUUGGGAGGUAGACUAGGCUAAGAGUAUGUAACCGGUUCAAGGUCACUCAGCAAGGUUCCAUAGCAGAAUGGGGAUUCAACCUGGGUCUUCCAAAUCCUAGUUUGACCUUCUAAUAGCUAUAUCAUGCUGGCUUUCUUUACAAGAUAAAUGUUGAAUUUUGCUUCUUGAACUGACUGCAAAAACUGAUUGCAUGAUUAACUAGGUUCAUCAGCAGACACCAAAGACACACUGAGACAUCUGUGUAAUAAGUCUAAGCUCAAAAUUCCAGUUUCCCCUCUAUUAGCUAUGUGUCCUUUAACAAUGGAAGGAUUCAGCAUGUGAUGGGAGAGGGGCAGAGAUGCAGCUACAAGAUAACCAACUAGUCAUAUGAGAAAAUGAUGUAAUUAUACAAACAGAUGCAACUGCAUUGGUUUGUACUCAUGUGAACAGUUUAGUGAACCAUCGGCCUCCUAAUCCCAACCAGUGAGCGGGACAUGAACCAAACCCAUACAACUCAUUGUAACUCUGUACAAUAAACAAUAAUCUUUUUAAAAUAAAGUUUCACAUUUUACAUCA
This is a messenger RNA of Heteronotia binoei (common prickly gecko), 4423 nucleotides long. It is a transcript of the gene FBLN1, whose product is annotated as fibulin 1. Gene Ontology annotation, molecular function: calcium ion binding; peptidase activator activity. The record is from RefSeq and is a predicted model, not a curated record. Gene Ontology annotation, biological process: extracellular matrix organization. Gene Ontology annotation, cellular component: extracellular region. Bases 371 to 2467 code for a protein of 698 amino acids. The transcript has 17 exons. NCBI's taxonomy places the organism in Eukaryota, Metazoa, Chordata, Lepidosauria, Squamata, Gekkonidae.